Molecule: messenger RNA, 3124 nt
Organism: Periconia digitata
Lineage: Eukaryota; Fungi; Ascomycota; Dothideomycetes; Pleosporales; Periconiaceae
Source: the annotation of a GenBank genome assembly
CGCGCCUGUUACUUUCAUCGCGAGUCUUCAUACACACGUAUGGCCUUUGUUUAUUUGUUUCCGAACUGUGUCGGUCAUCCAUUAGUGAUUGAUUUUGAACGUCCCGAGAUACCGUGAUACGCCACAUCCGCUCCCGCUCCCGCAGGCGUUUUGUUUCGUGAGCAUGGCUGGUGACACGGGCUUCCAGCUUGACGGCCUCGAUGAGUUUUUUGACUUUGCGCGCCUCGAACGAGAUAAUGAUGGUUCCGUCAACCAUGGGCCAGAGCAAGCUUUUAGGCCGGACUCGAACAUGGAGUGGGAGUUGACUUACUCCAUGGACUGGCAGCCUACAGUGGUGGGUGACGUUGACAUCUCAUCCGCGUUGCCAUCCGAAGAUGCCUUCAGUGCGCCCAUGCUUCAAUCCAGUCACGUGGAUCACCUGCAUCUAAGCCCAACUACACUUGACAUGGACGUCCUAGAGGUAGCGACGAAUCCUCAGCAGCUGUCAUACAAUCAUGUGCCAAUAAAUCCUUUGCCCCCAUCAAAUCCUCACCAUGUAACUCAAACUCCGUCUGUAUCUACGCCAGAGCCCAUGCUGUCAUCUUCAGAUGCUACCAGUCUUCCAAGCGAGAUCUCAUCACCUGCGCCCUUGAAACGCAGCGGAACAGCAAUUCGAAAACCAGCUUCGGCGACAAGAAAAGGGGCGUCGAACCGCAUACCUCUCGAAGCCAGACAAAUGUUGGAAGAAGAAUUCACUGCGAAUCCAUAUCCAUGUUCUUGGGAAAUCGAUAUCAUAGCACAUCAAGCCAAUCUAGACGUCAAGCGGGUCCGCAAUUGGUUCAACAAUACCCGUGCUCGAAAGAAAGGGUCUGAUACACUUGGUCCUGUCUUACCAAAAGCAAAGGAAAGUACCUGCUCGCUUGCCUCGCAAUUGUCCAGGGAUAGCCUUGAAGCUCUGGACAAGCAAUCAAAAGAUUCUUCUCAGCCACCUCAACCCCCUCUCGCCUUGUAUCUUGCCCAAUCGUAUCAGGAAGAAGCCUGUACGGUAUCGGAUAUCCAGGCAGCUAUUCACAAUGGAUCACUCAAUGAUGACGUCGACGGCCAAAUGGACACAACAUCGAGCUCAAAAAUGGGCAGGUCAAGUUCCAUCAUCACCUCCGUCGACUCUUCAGAUGGCACAGCGCCGACAACGUAUAGUAGCGGCAGUAAUUUGUCAUCGUUCAAUAGGGAUCGGAGACGAGGCCGUCGCCGAAUGGAAUGGAAAACCUCGCCUUACACUCGCACCAAGUUGAAAGGGUUGGACAGUGCUGGUGUUCCACAGGAAGAUUUGCCUUUCUGCUGUACAUUUUGUCCCAGGGCUUUCAAAACAAAAUAUGAAUGGAUUCGACACGAAGAUUCCGUACACGCCCUGCGCACAACGUGGAUAUGUUGCGACAACAAAACCAACGCGCCUCUACUCUCCUGUCCGUUUUGUGGACAGCUCCGCCCCGAUGAUUAUCACAUGGCCAGCCAUAAAUACCAGCAAUGUCGAAACAAAACCGAAUCGCAACGCACCUUCUAUCGACGAGACCAUUUUGUGCAGCACCUACAUCAUGUCCAUUUCGCCAACGUAAAGCAUCCCUCGGCACGGCUUGGUUGCCAGGCACGCAUAAUGGACAGUGAGGGAAACAACUUUGGUUGCAAAGACCUUGUCGUCAAAUGGCGGCGGUUUGGUGCCCCCAUAAAAGUUGACGACCCCAUGUUACACUGCGGGUUCUGUGGGAAGCGGUCUAAAAAUUGGGGUGACCGAUGUGAGCAUGUCGCUGAGCACAUGUAUGCUGGCGAGCUGGAUCGCUCUGCGUGGUGGCAGGAGAGGUUGGAGAACCAUCUGGAAAAUCUCGUACAUCCUGAGGCUGUGGGUCCUUUCCGAUGUCGAUAUUGUUCCAAAAUCUUUGAGAACACUGACGCAAUGAACAAACACUCUCAUUGCCGUGUUUGGAGCUGUCGAUUCUUACGCUCUUUUGACGAUAUCGCAGCAGAGAACGCAGGACCUCCGCUGAGUCACCAGUUUCCAUCAUCCAAAGCCCAUCACUGCCACCUGUGUGGAGCAGGCUAUCGAUCGUUCCACGUCGAACAUGCGCAACAUUACCACCAAUACCGGCAUUGUGAUCAGCGGCUAUACACUUCUGAAGAUGAGUUUCUGCAGCACUUACACGAGUCGCACGGCGCCUCCCCUCCUUCCAUCUUAAAAGGAAACUCCAUCUUAGAGCAAAGUUUCUCCAGAAAUAAGGGAGGAUCCUUCGAACCUCUUCACCUGGAUGAAAUUAUGCAAGGCUGCCGUGAUGCGACAAUGAGUGAGUUCUACAUUGAUCCCGUUUCCAUCGAGACGGCAUCCAAAACGAGCACCACCAAAGAAGACUCGAUCGCAACGCCCAAAGCUCGACCAACUACCCCCGCUCGGAAGAAGAUGCUCGAUCAAACUCCAGCAGGAAGCCAGAAAUCAGUCAAAAUACAACGCCAACGCUCCGAUAGCUCGAACCCCAAAGCCCCGUCUCAAGGCCCGCGCUUCUUCCGUCUCAGUCCAUUAGUUCCUUUCCUAUCAUCUCGAAUAUACUAUCUACGUAGUGCGAUGCCUGCCAGUCUCUUUCCAGACGGCAAGGCAGUCCUCGAUGAGAUUCCAAAGAGCCAUGUGGCAACUUUGGUGAUGAGCUCGGGGCUUGUAGGAUUAGCGGGUGUUCACUUCCCGCUGAAAAUGCAGAGGGAUGGUUUGAAAGGUCCGGUUGAGCUUGCUCUGGAAGAAGAUGAUGACGAGUAAUGAACAGUUCAUGUAAAGGCUUUUUGUAGGGAUAUGAGUAGAUCAUAAGUGAUAAACAGUUCCUGUUAAGGCUUCAUCAAAAGUGAGGAUGCAAGUGUAUAUUAAUCUCCAAUAAUCUAUAAUGAAAAACCUGUAUGAAGCCCACACUAGACGAAGAAAAGUUUGUGAGACAUCCAAAAACGGCUCGAUAGGCAUAAAUUACUGCACUGAUAUGAAGGAUGUCAGUGUGAAGUGGAGCUGGCCACUGGGAACGAGAGGAUCUACGCGACUAGUAUACUGUAGUCGUUUACUAGUAAGAGUCUUGUCUAGUAAUCUAUGAAAACUUUGCAAUCCCCCACAUACGGCACACGA